AUAUUGAACAUUGGCUGGCGAAAAGGUAAUUUGUGUGUGAUAAAUUUUGCUUAAAUUUCCGUCAAAAAAUCGCGUCUAAAUUGCCAAAAACAGUGAAAACGCGUACAUCGAGUGACCGUCAUCGGAUUUUCGCCAAAUUUACGGGUCAAGCAGCGCACUAAAAGUGCAAAAAUCCGGAGAAAAAAGAACUUCCGUGUGACAUAGACGACACACAGAGUCACAUACAGGGUGAGGAAUCAAAAAUUAAAAGUUCAACCGAAACAAAAAAGGAUUUAACGAGAGAGCUUCAACAUGUCGACACCAGCUAGAAGGCGAUUAAUGAGGGAUUUCAAAAGACUUCAAGAGGAUCCACCGACUGGCGUUUCGGGCGCCCCGACAGACAACAACAUAAUGAUAUGGAAUGCUGUGAUUUUUGGUCCACACGAUACGCCUUUCGAGGAUGGGACCUUCAAAUUAACGAUAGAAUUUACCGAGGAGUAUCCGAAUAAGCCACCAACCGUACGAUUUGUGUCGAAAAUGUUCCAUCCGAAUGUGUAUGCGGACGGCGGUAUUUGCUUGGAUAUUUUGCAAAAUCGAUGGAGUCCCACAUACGAUGUCUCAGCCAUAUUGACAUCGAUACAGUCCUUACUCAGUGAUCCCAAUCCAAACUCUCCCGCAAACUCGAUGGCUGCACAACUAUACAAAGAGAACCGUCGAGAGUACGAGAAACGAGUCAAGGCUUGUGUAGAGCAGAGUUUCAUCGAUUAGCCCAUUUAAGGAACACACACAAAAAAAAACUUUGAAAGGAGGAGCAAAGAAGAGAAGAACUGCAAAGGAAACCAUCAAACUGUGGCGAAUUACACAUAACACUUUAUAAUACUACACACACACAUAAACACACACACACAAAAUAUUAUAAAAGAAAAAUAAUACAUUGAAGUAAUAAAAUAUCUCUGUUAUUAUAAUCAUCAAAAUAUCUAAUAAAAAAAGGAAAAAAAAUAAUAAAAAAAUAUUUAGAGCAAAAUUAGGCCAUAAAAAAAUCUCAAUUUCCUUUGAACUUUUUUUUUUAAUUUUUUUCUUCUAAAUCUCAUAAUUAAUGGCUACUUAGCUAAAUUUCUUUUAAAAAAGUCCCCCCGUGUUAGAGUGAGUGUUUCCGGCGUAUCAUCUCGGUGAGCCUUAAUUCUUUUAUUUUUUGAGUUAUUUCUGUCACUUUCAAGCAAUUUCUUUUCAAUUCACGAAAUUUUCCUUAAAUACUGUUCAAAACUUAAAGUAGAAAUUUCCUGCAGUAAAUAAAAAAUACAAAAAAAAAGUAUAUUUAAAUAGAAAACUACCCUUAUUUGAACGGAGAACAUUAAUUAAAAAUAAUGUAGAAUUUAAAAAAUUUUAAAUUGUAAGCGAUAAAUAUAUAUUUUGUGUCUAAUAUCUAA
Molecule: messenger RNA, 1406 nt
Organism: Culicoides brevitarsis
Lineage: Eukaryota; Metazoa; Arthropoda; Insecta; Diptera; Ceratopogonidae
Gene: Ubc6
Product: ubiquitin-conjugating enzyme E2-17 kDa
Exons: 4
Coding region: 292-747 (151 amino acids)
Biological process (GO): protein polyubiquitination; DNA repair; proteasome-mediated ubiquitin-dependent protein catabolic process
Cellular component (GO): HULC complex
Molecular function (GO): ubiquitin conjugating enzyme activity
Source: RefSeq, a predicted model, not a curated record